This is a messenger RNA of Arvicanthis niloticus (Nile rat), 1332 nucleotides long. It is a transcript of the gene Ly75, whose product is annotated as lymphocyte antigen 75. NCBI's taxonomy places the organism in Eukaryota, Metazoa, Chordata, Mammalia, Rodentia, Muridae. The record is from RefSeq and is a predicted model, not a curated record.
AAUGCCACAAGACCUGUGGAUUAGUCAACAGUGCUCCACCAAUGCUUGUUCCUGGUUCUGAUCCUUGCACUGAUGUUAUGUAAGAUGCUAACAUUUAGAGAAGCUGCCCCCCCAAGGAUUACGGGAAAUUCUAUUUUUGCAACAUUUUAGAAAGUCUGAGAUUAUUUCAGUUCAAAUGGGAAGUUUAUCUUUAACGAAGAGAAGUUGGAGUCUGCGGCGUGCCAGCCCGUUGGGGAUCUGAGCCUCCCAAUAGUGCGACCCUGGGCUCCACUCCCCCGCCUCGAGUGGGAGGCGUCGCGGCUGAGCUGGGAGCUCCGCGCGCCCGACAAGCACCGCCCCCGGCCGGCUCUCCCCGCCGCGCAGUCAUGCCCCACUCAGCGCUGUCCUCGCUCGUGCUGCUGAGCCUCGCCACUGCCAUCGUCGCCGACUGCCCUUCGUCCAUCUGGGUCCAGUUCCAAGGCAGCUGUUACACUUUUCUUCAAGUAACCAUCAAUGUGGAAAACAUAGAGGAUGUCAGAAAACAGUGCACUGACCAUGGGGCAGAUAUGGUAAGUAUACACAAUGAAGAAGAGAACACAUUUAUACUGGACACUUUACAACAGCGAUGGAAAGGCCCAGAUGAUCUCCUGCUAGGCAUGUUCUAUGACACUGAUGAUGCAACUUUCAAGUGGUUUGAUCAUUCAAAUAUGACAUUCGACAAGUGGGCAGAUCAAGAUGGUGAGGACCUAGUUGACACCUGUGGUUUUCUGUAUGCCAAGACAGGUGAAUGGAGAAAAGGAAAUUGUGAAAUUUCUUCUGGGGCAGGAACACUUUGCAAAGCAGCAAUUCCAUAUGACAAGAAGUAUUUAUCAGAUAACCACAUUUUAAUAUCGACUCUGGUGAUCGCUAGCACAGUAAUUCUGGCAGUUUUGGGAUCGAUCAUUUGGUUCCUCUAUAGAAGAAAUGCACGCUCUGGCUUCAGCUCAUUUUCACCUGCUCCACAGUCACCUUAUAGUGAUGGCUGUGCUCUGGUGCUUGCAGAAGAAGAUGAAUACGUUGUUCAGCUGGACUGAGAGUUUGGAAAUAUCAGACCAGCAUAUUGAAUACUUUGACAAUAAUUCCCUGUGCAAGAUUUUCAUAUCAAAGUUGCCACAGAGAACUGAAGCUUUUAUGAUAUUCCUUAUAACAAUAUUUUCAUGUAUUCAACGCGACAAAACAUUAACCUGAUUUAAAGAAAAAAAAAAAUACAGGUUUCAGAAAAGGAGCAACCACAGAUUUAACUUUCAAGUUUUCUUAAGUAGUUUUCGUUUGAGUAAAUGACAGCUCCAAGUACAAUAAAGCCGGUAAAGCGCA